CAAGUGUAACUUAAGUUUGUCAGUCUCUCUAUCUUGGUUGAGAAUCAAGUCUGCUUGCAGAAACAAAGCAUUCUAGUGGGAAGUCGCGAGUUCAUGAAGUGUGCUCUUCUUGUCUUGGCGGGAUCUAGCUAACGUUACAGGCACCCAUCACACACUAUGAAGAUUUACUUCUGUGGCAGUAUCCGUGGAGGUCGAUGUGAUGCAGAACUGUAUGCCAGGAUCAUUGAACAGCUGAAGGCCUAUGGCACUGUCCUGACUGAACAUGUGGGGUUUAAAGAACCUGUUCUCAAACACAUUGAAGGUAACGAUGUGGCCAUACACACACAGGACAUGGCGUGGCUGCAGGAGUCAGAUGUUGUGGUUGCUGAGGUGACCCAGCCAUCACUUGGAGUUGGAUAUGAGAUUGGGAAGGCAGUGGGCUGGAACAAAAGGAUCCUCUGUCUAUACAGGCCUGCUGAUGGCAAAGGUUUGUCAGCCAUGAUUCGAGGGGCACAUGAUGGCAAGAACUUCAUUGUCAAGGAUUACCAGGAACCAGAGGUGCCAGGAAUCCUCAAGGAGUUCCUUGGCAGCUCUUAGAAACACUAGUAACAGCUCAUACAUUUGUAUUAGUUAAUUUUACUUACUUAACUGUUACUUACUUAAUCCUCUUUGUCCCUAUUGAGACAUAAUCACACCAUCAGUUAAUCUACUGUUAUGGUAGAACAAAAACGACCAGAUUCAUGGACCACUUUUGAAAUACCUACAAUCCCUGUUAAAGUUUCAGAAAGUACUCUCCCCCCAACGAAGAAACAGGGAAAAAAUCUUGAAUGAAUCCUGGUGCAAAUAAGGUUUUCUUCUAAAAUCAUAAAUGACCCCUGCCCAAGGUCUACUGCUCUAUAGUUAUAAAUCCUCAUUUAAAUUGCUCUUUUGUAUUGAAAAAUUUGACUGAUUGUUGAUAAUGACCAUCACAAUAGGACAAUGACAUUGUUAGUGUGUAGAAGAUUGACAUUAAGGGCUCAAACUUAUCUGGUGAUUAGUGCAAUUUGAGAGUAAUGUGGCAGCUAUGUUGCAUAUUACUCUCAAUUUUAUUGUCAAAUUUUUAAUAAGAAAAUAUUUAUUUUCUUAAAUCAACUUAAAGUUUGUAAAUUUGAUCAAGCAAUAAAUGAAUAAUUUUUCCA
Messenger RNA from Branchiostoma belcheri (Belcher's lancelet), 1157 nucleotides. Its product is annotated as putative 2'-deoxynucleoside 5'-phosphate N-hydrolase 1. The coding region runs from base 157 to 576 and encodes 139 amino acids. Gene Ontology annotation, cellular component: nucleus. Gene Ontology annotation, molecular function: 5-hydroxymethyl-dUMP N-hydrolase activity. Gene Ontology annotation, biological process: deoxyribonucleoside monophosphate catabolic process. Lineage: Eukaryota; Metazoa; Chordata; Leptocardii; Amphioxiformes; Branchiostomatidae. The transcript is spliced from 5 exons. The record is from RefSeq and is a predicted model, not a curated record.